CCGCACUCCAAUUCGGUAAGACCAGUAACUGCUUGCCUGAGAACUAAGCCUUUACUGCCCCGCAAUUUACCCCAUCACCCAUUUCUCGUCAAUUCUACAAUGCGGGUCUUUCUCUUGGUCCACGUUUGAAGGUGGCACUCAAAUCAACUCAAUUUCUUGUUCCUAUAAGAAUGGACAGGAUAAGUUGAAACAAGAUUAGAAAUCGGAGUAUUCUUGAUUCCCAUGAACAUGAACGCGCACAAGUCAACUAACAAACCAGUUGGCCUAUGAAGGCUACUCUUAAUUCUUUCGUCGUGUUCUAGAUCGGGAUCUUCUGAUCAGUAGCGAGCAUAACGGAACACAUCCGCCAUUGAUAGCACAUGAAUGCUAUAAAGUGAUCUCUCAUCUUCAUGUCAAAAGCUCUCACUAGUACUAGGACACUAGACAGAGAUCGGUUUGUGAAUAUCAACUACCUACACACACCCUUUUAUAUAAUAAGGCCAUCCUUCAAGCUUGGCCAUUACAAAGCAAUGUCUCUUGAUAUCUCAUUAGAGAAGGAUCAUGGAAUUUUUUCGGAUAAACCAAGUGUGGCUGAGGUAGAGCUCAUGGAGAAUGUCGAGUUGCGACAUCAGUUCUCCGUUUGGUCUCUCGGAUCGCUUUGUCUCUGCUUGAUGGCGACAUGGGAAGCUCUUUCAACUGUCGUUGCAACAGCACUAACGAACGGUGGUGCGCCUUGCCUGUUCUACAACUACAUUAUAACCUUUCUUGCGACCAUCGCAGUAGCCUGCUCCCUUGGUGAAAUAGCGUCGAUGUACCCAACCGCUGGAGGCCAAUACCACUGGGUAGCUCUGUUGUCUCCAUCGCGAUCAAGCAAGGCUGCGUCAUGGUUCACAGGAUGGAUAUCGUGUGGUGGACAGAUUGUAUUGUCUGCUUCGGCUGCUUUCGCUGCCGCCUUGCAGUUACAAGCAUUAAUCACAUUGAACAAUCCCGACUCUUAUAUCCCGAAGCGGUGGCAAGGUAUGCUCGUUUAUUGGGUAGUCCUCGCCUACUCACUAGCUCUGAACUUGUGGGGAUCAAAGCUCUUACCACUUACGAAUAUGGCCUCUGGUGUCAUUCACAUUGUAGCGUUUCUCACAAUCGUUGUCGUUCUUGGGAUUAUGGCCCCUAAACACGAUGCUUCCUAUGUCUUCACCGAGCAUUCGAACACAAGUGGUUGGUCAAACGACGGCGUUUCCUGGCUAGUGGGGCUUUUGAGUACUGUAUAUCCGUUCCUGGGCUACGAUAGCGCAACUCAUCUUGCCGAGGAAAUGGCUCAUCCAGCCCGCGAUGUCCCGAUAGCAAUGGUUGGCAGUGUCAUCGUGAAUGGUAUUAUGGGAUUAGGUUACUGCGUUAUCCUAUUAUUCUCGAUUGGUGAUCUCGAUCAGUUGUUGCUGUCACCAACAGGGUUUCCUUUUAUGCAGCUAUUUCUGAAUGUCACCAAAAGUAAAGCUGGGGCUUCGAUAUUAUCCUUGACAGUCACGUUCAUUGCGAUGGCAGCGAACGCUGCGGGUCUCACAUCAACGUCUCGAACUGCGUGGGCUUUUGCUCGUGAUGGUGCCAUCCCAUUCUCGGGCUACCUAGCGCACGUCGACAAACGUUACGCUGUACCAACCCGCAUGAUCGUCUGCAUUUCUGUGAUUCAGAUGCUGCUUGGAUUCCUUUACCUUGGAAGCUCAACUGCUUUUAACGCUGUCCUCUCCAUGGCGAUACUUGGCAUAUACGCCUCAUAUAUUCUUCCGAUCAUCUACAUGACUCUCUAUGGCCGCAAAUCGGGAAGUCAUCGCCCGGGCCCAUUCACAUUAGGGACAAUUGGCGGUAUGGUAAUAAAUGUGAUUGCGAUCGCCUGGCUCGCCUUUGCCAUGGUGUUUAGCGCAUUUCCUAAUUCCCAACCAGUCACAUCGGUGAAUAUGAAUUAUUGCGUGGUUGUAAUGGGGGGGUGGUUGGUUUUAGGAGGUCUGUAUUACUGGUGGUCGGGCCGGAAGCAAUACAAUGGGCCUGCUAUAGUAGUUCUUGAAAAGGUAUCCUAAAUGGAUUUAAUCGUUGGAUCAAAUUGUCCGCUUCAUGCACAG
Pseudogymnoascus verrucosus is the source of this 2087-nucleotide messenger RNA. RefSeq lists its product as uncharacterized. Gene Ontology annotation, molecular function: transmembrane transporter activity. NCBI's taxonomy places the organism in Eukaryota, Fungi, Ascomycota, Leotiomycetes, Thelebolales, Thelebolaceae. Gene Ontology annotation, cellular component: membrane. Gene Ontology annotation, biological process: transmembrane transport. The coding region runs from base 390 to 2045 and encodes 551 amino acids. The record is from RefSeq and is a predicted model, not a curated record. The transcript has 5 exons.